UUAUGUCUGUCCUGAUGCAGCCUCAUGGCAGAUAAAAGGCAGCGUAUCAGAGUUCAAGGAUCAUGGGCUGGCCCACUCAAGAAGCCCGUUCAGACAACACCAGCAGUGGGAAGAACAACCAAUCCAUCUGCAUCAGCAUGUGCCUGGAGAGAUUCAGAGAACACAUUUGAAUUCAAGCAGCCCACAGAGGUGAAGAGGAAUGUGCCAGAGGAGAAAGUGAUAAUGAAGGAGGGUUCAUAUGAAAUCAGCCAUGGCCCUUCAGGAGUGUCCAGACUCCGCCUCUUCCCUUCUUUUCUGCCCAUCUCAGAAGCUGAUUGGAUGUUCUCCCAGCUCCAUGCUGAACUCCCCUGGCAGCAAAAAUCAAAUUUACAUGAUGGAGUGCCUUAUGAAGAGCCAAGACUGACAUGCUGGUUUGGAGAGCUGCCUUAUACCUACUCCCACUCCACUUUACAACCCAGGACAAAGUGGCACCCAGUGUUAGUGGAGCUGCGUCAGCGUGUUGAGUUGGCUUCCGGACACACCUUUAACUCUUUGCUGUGUAACCUCUAUCGUGACGGCAAGGACAGCAUUGCCUGGCACAGUGACUCUGAGCCUUCACUUGGACCACACCCUGUCAUUGGAUCAGUCAGCCUUGGCGAUACUCGCAGUUUUGAGCUACGCAAGCAGCCAUCUCCGGAAGAAAACGGUGAUUACACUUACGUGGAGCGGCUGAAAAUCCCACUUUCACAUGGCACCUUGCUGAUCAUGGAGGGCGCAGUACAGGAAGACUGGCAGCACAGAGUGCCAAAGGAAUACCAUGACAGAGGGCCAAGGAUUAACUUGACCUUUCGAACCAUCUACCCGGAGUCAAGUUUACGCUAACACUGCAGUUUGCUAGCAAUGGGAGAAGCUUGCUAAUUAGAAAAAUCCUAAAAACCUGAACCGGAGAUUCAUGUUAGCAAAACAAGCAAUCACUGUAAAGUCAAGGUGACAACUCUUUUUUAUUUUUUAUUUUUCCUUGUCAGCCUUUCAGGCUUGCUUAUAACAGGCCUCUUUUCCAGAAGCCUUAUAAAAAUGUAUAGUUUUCAAAGGUGAUUAAUAUCUGUUUCUGAUUUUUGAAAGUAAAUUGCGAAUAUCCCUCUGUUGCAGACUUUUUUUCCUUUGGUUAAAACAUGGCAGUCAGUCUUUACGUUUUUUCCAUUUUUUCUCAUGGCUGCAUUGACAGCUUGGUUCACUAUUCAGAUUAACCAAACAGUUAAGGGUUGCAUUCACAGUCUUACUGUUAAGUUUGUUUCAAAAGCUAUAACUAAGAAGUUGUAUAAUAUUGUGUUUUUGCUGUUGUAACUUUAAAAUAAAUCAUUGAUUUGAGAUCAUUUA
This is a messenger RNA of Polypterus senegalus (gray bichir), 1356 nucleotides long. RefSeq names its product alkB homolog 3, alpha-ketoglutarate dependent dioxygenase (gene alkbh3). Gene Ontology annotation, cellular component: nucleus. The record is from RefSeq and is a predicted model, not a curated record. Gene Ontology annotation, biological process: DNA repair; DNA alkylation repair. Lineage: Eukaryota; Metazoa; Chordata; Cladistia; Polypteriformes; Polypteridae. Gene Ontology annotation, molecular function: dioxygenase activity. The transcript has 9 exons. The coding region runs from base 25 to 861 and encodes 278 amino acids.